Molecule: messenger RNA, 4364 nt
Organism: Capra hircus (goat)
Lineage: Eukaryota; Metazoa; Chordata; Mammalia; Artiodactyla; Bovidae
Gene: PRELID3A
Product: PRELI domain containing 3A
Exons: 5
Coding region: 228-731 (167 amino acids)
Biological process (GO): phospholipid transport
Cellular component (GO): mitochondrial intermembrane space
Molecular function (GO): phosphatidic acid transfer activity
Source: RefSeq, a predicted model, not a curated record
CCGCCUCCGGAGAGUCCCCCGUCAGGACCGGAGGCGGGGCUGAGGGGUACACGUUAUUAGGAGGGGGCGGGGCCGGGUCGGGCGCGCGCCGGGGCGAUGCACCUGUUGGUGCGCCCAGCCUACGGUGCUGAGGCCCCGCGGAGUGGCCCUUUCCCUCAGGCAGAGGCUAUCUUCGACCCUUCGGACGCCUCUCUCGCCACCCGUGGGACACAGUCAUCAAGGCAGCCAUGAGGAAGUACCCGAAUCCCAUGAACCCCUGUGUUGUGGGUGUCGACGUGCUGGAGCGCAGUGUGGAUGGCCGGGGCCGGCUUCACAGCCACCGCCUCCUCAGCACCGAGUGGGGACUGCCCAGCCUCGUGAGAGCGAUUUUGGGGACCAGUAGAACUUUGACAUACAUCAGAGAACAUUCUAUCGUGGAUCCAGUAGAAAAGAAAAUGGAGCUCUGCUCCAGCAAUAUCACACUCACAAACUUGGUGUCAGUGAGUGAGAGGCUGGUGUACACACCCCACCCGGAGGACCCAGGAAAGACCGUGCUCACCCAGGAAGCUGUCAUCACCGUGAAGGGAGUCAGCCUUGGCAGCUAUCUGGAGAGUUUAAUGGCCAACACGAUAUCAUCCAACGCAAAGAAGGUACCAUCUCUCACUGUUGGGGGGCUGGUGGCCAAAGGAGUGGGCAUCCUACUGAGCGUAUGCAGUGGGGAGGGCCCCAGGCCUGUGGGGAACAGAGGCUAGCGAGGCAAGCCACCACUUCCAGCAGCAGCUGAGCUACCAGGGCUCUUAAACAAGACACCCACACAUCCAGGACAAGUGUGGGCGUGGGCAUGCAGGACACUCAACAUUUUUAGCAGUUUUGUAUUUAACUGGCAUUUUGAGUACCUCUGGCAGGAUUUGGGAGUGAGCCUUGUAGAGGGACCUUGGGAGGGAUGGGUCCCAGGCUGUGUGGGUGCCAGGGCCCAACUCUUUGCCUGGGCAUGCAGUCCCCUCUCUGCCAUCCCCUGCUCUCCCUUCCCCUUUGGUUUCUGUCUGCAACCAAUGGCACGGCACCUAAGCCUUCCCUUCCUAGCGCAUUCAGGUCAGGGCUUGGCUGAGAGCCAUUUAUGCUUGAAUUUAGGUGCAUUUGUCCAGUCACAAUACAGGACCAGUCUGCCGUGUUUCUAGAAAAAUCCAGAUUUGAGGAAGGUUGAGAGUAGCUUAGCUCAGGGUAGUGUCCUCCACUUCCGACCCAGAGCAGCACUCAUCACACUUCAAGCCCAGAGGACAGAGCUGGCAUGACUCAUUUUGUGUGUCCAUGGUCUAGCUUAGGGCAGGCCUGAGCGUUUGCCGAAAAGAACAUUUCUACGAGGAAGGCAACUCUCAGCAAGGACAGAGUCCCUUAGCUCUUUAUGAGAAAAGUCAGGGAAAACUCAGUGAGGCUAAAUCCAGGCCUCUCAUUUUCUGUGUUUAGGGGCUGCUGUGCUGGAGGCCUGUGGAAAAUCAUGGCUUCUCCAGCUGUCGUUACCAUCCCACAGCACCCCAGGCCAGGUCAGGGGCACCCUGGGGCAGCUAGCUCCCUGCUGGUGAGGGAGACGGAGGUGGAGAGGUGGGUUAUCCUACACCCGAGGUUGAGGAGCGGAGGUUAGGGGCCACUCACGGAGAGGUCUGAGGGGCCUCAGGAGGUGACAGCAGGGAUGGGGUGGGGCUCCAUGGAGCUCUGGCUGGGGCUGGAAUUCUGUGUGCUGCCUGCCUUGUUUCUGGGCCUGGUGUCUCCUUUGCGUUCACCUGACCUGAGUAGCUCGCUGUCUGCUGCUUGGUGAGACAGCAGGACGACCUCUGACAGCGCACUGGCUUCUCUCUGUGUUGCUCCAGGGCUGGGCCGCUAUUGAGUGGAUAAUUGAAAAUGCGGAACGCGCACUGAGCUAAAGAGGCCUGCAGCGCCCCCCGCGCUUAGCGGCGGUAACUACAGGAUUCCUGAACCAGGAGGAUGUGGUGCCCACUGGGCUCCCAGUGGUGUGUGCCGCCGGCGUGCUGGGAGGGGUCUGCGGGAUGCAGCUCUGUGCGGGCCCAGCCCUGUAGAGAAAGACCGAACUGGUUUCAUCCUCCUCCUGGCCCACCAGCUUGUUUUGUGGCGAGAUUUGUGUUCAGGUUUGUCAUCUCGUCUCCAAGGGCAGUUUGGCUUUUCCUUAAAGCGGUUCUCAGCACGCAGUCGUGUGUUGUGGGACUGCUGUGUCCUUAGCAGGAGGGUCUCACCAGCAGGUCCAGUGUGGAGGGCUGAUCUGAAGGGGAUUUUAUUGGGAGUAAGACUGGAGUGCCUGCCCAUGAUGUUGUGCAGAUGCCUUGGGCCCAGAUGUCAGCACUGUGGCCAGUAGGCCGCCCUUCCUGCUGCUGCCAGCCGUGUGCCAUCACUGGCCCUUCGUUUUUAGUGCUCAAAGUCGUUUCCCAGCAUCUCCUUGAGCUUCUCAAAUACUCUUGUUUUCCUCCCCUGAGCAUCUGGGGUGUCAGGGAAGAUUUGAUGCUGGCAUGGUCAGCAGUCAUCUCUGCUUCAUAAGGUCAGAGUUCACUGCUCCCUCUGCUGAGAGAAUCCUUACUCUCCUGCCCUGGAAGUCCUCCUACUCGUGGCUUUUCAAGCUCUGGCCCCGCUUCCCACCCUCAGUUGGUCUGUCUGCAGCACAUAUGCACACUUGGCGCUUCAGUCAGCAGACAUGAGCCCUGUGGCUUGGGCUCCUUUAAAGAGCUUCCUGCUUUUUGCCUAAGGCACUGAUGCAUAGGUUUGCCAGAAACUUCACCUUGAACCCAAGGUCAUGACCUUCUUCCUUGAAUGCACCACUAAGUGAUCACAAGCAGAGAGCCUGCUUGACUGCUGAGCAUCCUACUUGAGUGUGCAUGUGUUUGGUGUGUGUCUGAUGCUGUUGCUUUGAAUUGUGGACCCUAUCACAUUCUCUUGCCUCACAAACUAGAGCUCAACUGCCUCAAUCUUUAAUGAUGCCUCACCAAAAAAAGAAAGAGAAAAGAAGCAGCGAGUCCAGAGCAUGGUCCUGGCUGGACUGGGAGAGGCGGGAGCUCCCAGGUCACAGCCAUCAUCAGGCUGGUCAGCCGUGACCUCACAGGACAGGAGGCCUGGCCAGUGGCACUGCUUAUGGGGCAGACUUGCUGGGAGCAGGGCAGGCUGCCAUGCUGUCCACUGCACGUUGAGCCUACGUGCCUGCUCUGCUGCGCCUGAGCCUGGUUUGCUCAGACAGCUGUGGGGGCCUCCUUUGUCCUUCCCUCAGUCUCAUCUGUCCUCCCCUCAGUGCCAGCUCUCCUGCCGACUCUUGGGGUCUCACUAAAGAGCUUUCUCUUUGCAGAGGAUGCCCCAUUCCCCUCCCUUGCCCUUGAUCCACAGGCUCACUGUCUCUUCACACAUCUGGCCACCAGCUGUUACCUCAGACAUAGCUGACGUGUGUCCCUGUCUUACUUCUUCACGGAUCUGUACAUGCUAGAGUCAGGCAUCCAACCUGAUAGUGACACAGGCAUAGUUAGGAUUGGCCAGGAGAGCCAUUUGCUCUGUCCUGUGGCUGUGAUGAGACUGCACACCGUCUGGGACCCUCCCCUGGACUGCAUCCUGGGCUGGUGGUUCCAAGCUCUCAGCUGUUUUGCUGACAUCAAGGUAUCUCCAACUGGGAGUUUUAAUUUUCUCAAUCUUCAAAAAUAAAAUUUGUGUGUGUUUUAAAUGAUAAUUCUAGAGAAGCUCUCCAUAAAGGAGGGUUGGAACUGUAUUCUACCACAUUUUUUUAGAUACUGCUUUUCCUUUGAUAUUAAUAUUUCCAAUUCAAAAUUAAAAUUCAGUUUUAUUUUUGAGACUUUUAUGCACAUAGCUUUAAAGGUAAAAUAGUUAAAAGAUUUAUGACAAAAACAAUCCCUCUUACCCUUUCCACAGAGGAUGCUUCUACCCUUCUGUAGACUCUCUUGGCAGUUUUGGCAUUUACUGUUAGAUUCCUAAAAUACAUGAGCAUACUCUGCUAUUUCUUGAUUCAACAAUUUUAGAUGAAAUCUGUUGACUUCCUGCUAUGAUAGAUGGUUAUUUUCUCUCUCACAUCUUCCCAUCUCCAGUAUAGCUGUGUUGUAACUUAUGGUUAAAAUCACAUUGUUUCUAUAAUUAAAACAUACAUAACUACUAUUUAUUACUAAGUGAAAAGCUAUAUGUUAAUUACAUUUUCUUUUAAAAGAAAAACAUUUAUUUGACUGGGUCUGGUCUUAGUUGUAGCAUGAGGGAUCUUUAGUUGUGGUAUAUGGAUCUAGUUCCCUGACCAGAGAUGGAACCUGAGCCCCUGCUUUGGACCGCCAAGGGAGUCUCUAUAUUGUCUUUAUGUAGCUUUUCUCCCCUUGGAGGUAAUAAUUGUCUUUUCCUUU